GCCUAUCUGUUAACGUUACCAGGUGAACUAGCUUAACCACGACCAGUUGGCUGUUUAGCUACUUAACUUACCCUACAUAAUUUACCCCUGUCCUGUAAUGUUACCGUGUGGUCGCAUACAACGACAAACAUCCGUUCAAGGUUCAGGUAUAUGUGUAUGUCACUUGUGAUGUCUCAAAUACUUACCCAUAUACUUAGAGACAACUUGAGUGAGGAUGUUAGCUACAAUUUUUCCUCGCAGCCCUCUCCAGCUAAGACCAAUAUGGCGACGCUCUGUCAAAAGGUUGUUACCAAUAAUCGUCACAUCCGGUGCACGGCUUGAAAACACGAACAAAACAUGAAUGGAAAGUGAAAAGGAAAAAGCCUAGGACAAUUUUAUAGAGUGCUUCUUUUAUUGUGGGCUAGGUCUUGAGGUCAUCAUGCCGAUUUGUGAGAUCUGCAGCGAGGACGUCGCAUCUGAGGCAGAGAUGAGGACGCACCUUCUUCUCAUUCACCUGGAGAAUGAAAUGCCCUGUCCUUUCUGCUCCCUGUCCGGCGUGUCAUACGAUGAACUCAGCUUACACAUCAACACUGCUCACGCAGAGAUGCCCAGCACGUCCUCAGUGGAGGGCAGCGUGACCCACCGUGGUCCAGCUUGCACUGAAAACAGAGGAAAGCGACGAACUGUGACUAGGAAAGAGAGACAUUGGGCAGAAAGUCUACCUCCUGGAACUCCAUCCAUUCAGACGCUAAUGCCAGUUGCAGAGAGUAGCGCAGAUGCUUCAGUAGGAUCAGUGUGUGGUGCAAACAGUAGGCCUACUACACACAGCCCUGAGAGUGGCACACACACUAAGAACACCAAGGAGAGGCAAGAGAGUUUAGAAGAGCAUGUCGCCUUGAAACAGAAGCGUCUGUCCUCUCCCUUGAAAGAAAAGCUGUUCCCUUGUCCAAUGUGCUCCCUUGUGUGUCGAGACGGCUUAAUUUUGCAGGAACAUGUGGAGUUGCACCUGCAGGAGCAGACCAUAAAUGAAGGGGCUGAAACAGAUGAAGUGGCAUCAGCUUCUUCUAUGAACACAGGGGCGAAUCGCUACGGGUGCCCGUUUUGCUCCCUGUCCUUCCCCGACGGCUUGUCUUUGCAGGAACAUGUAGAGCUUCACCUGGAGAAUGGUGCAGCUACAGGAGAAGAGAGAUCUUCGUCAGACCUAACGCUGGCCAGGCAGCUCCAGGAGGAGGAGGAAGAGAAGCGAAAGCAGCAGGAGGCUAAACGCGAGGCGGAGGAGUUCAAGAAGCUGCAGAAACAGUUUGGUAUGGAUGGUAGUGGCGGUUAUCGUAAACAGAUUGAGCGGAACAUGGAGAGGGCCGUUUCCCGUGGUAACAUGGUCCCCACAGAGUUCCACAGAAAACGGGCGGAGCUGAUGGAAAGCCUGGCCACAGGCAUGGAUGAUGGGAAAACCAGAACGCCAGGUUUGAUGGGGGCGUUGUGUGACUACUUCCGGCGGGAGCCUCGGGACACGGCCCAUGUGUGGCUCAGUGCAGACACAGACCACUACUCCUCCUCCGCGGGAGACAAGGGCUGGGGCUGUGGCUACAGAAACUUCCAGAUGCUCCUGUCCUCCCUCCACAAGCAGGAGCCAUACAAUAACGUCUUAUCUGAUAUCCCCAUCCCCAACAUCCCUCGGGUGCAGGCCCUGAUCGAAGAGGCCUGGAAGCAGGGAGUGGACCCUGCAGGGGCAUCCCACUACAACAACCGGAUCCAGGGCACCCGGGCCUGGGUUGGUACCACAGAGAUCUACUCGCUCUUUACCUCUCUCAGUGCCAAUGCUCGUGUUGUGGACUUCCACAAGGCCACAGGUCAGGGAGGAACGCAUCCACACCUGUUCGACUGGGUCAAGCAGUACUUCUCCCAAUCGGCCACCCGAAACGGCAGACUAUCUCCUAGGGUGGUGCAGACUUCUCUGCCCCCCAUCUACCUCCAGCACCAAGGCCACAGUCGGUCUGUGGUGGGGCUGGAGCAGAAGAGGAACGGCAGCCUGUGUCUGCUGCUCUUUGACCCCGGGUGCUCCCCCUCUGAGAUGGCCAGGCUGCUGGAGCAAGACACGGCCGUCGUCACCAUCGCCAUCCGCCGCAUGAGGAAGUUCCCCAACCACCUGAAGCACCAGCAGUACCAGGUGCUGGUGGUGGAGGGCCUGCUCACACCAGAGCAGAAACAGAGGCAGAUUGCCAAUUCAAGAACAUUUCAGGCUGAACGAAUUCCAUGAAGGAAUUCCAAUUCCAUGUUUGCAGGAAAUACCCAUCCUGUGGACCACUCAGGUUUAUGUGGAUUUUGUUUGUGGUUUUGUGGUUUUAGUAUUUCAGUAUCAAAUAAUAAAUUAUGACUUUUUAGUA
This is a messenger RNA of Clupea harengus (Atlantic herring), 2363 nucleotides long. It is a transcript of the gene zup1, whose product is annotated as zinc finger-containing ubiquitin peptidase 1-like. The transcript is spliced from 12 exons. Bases 419 to 2236 code for a protein of 605 amino acids. NCBI's taxonomy places the organism in Eukaryota, Metazoa, Chordata, Actinopteri, Clupeiformes, Clupeidae. The record is from RefSeq and is a predicted model, not a curated record.